Molecule: messenger RNA, 918 nt
Organism: Phoenix dactylifera (date palm)
Lineage: Eukaryota; Viridiplantae; Streptophyta; Magnoliopsida; Arecales; Arecaceae
Source: RefSeq, a predicted model, not a curated record
UGCAAAGCAAAGAAGUCCCUACCGGAAAAGUGACGCCUUUCCACUUUCCAGCCGCACCAUCGCCCACGUAUUUGCAAAUCCCAUCAUUCUCCCCCCAAUUCAAUUCUAUGUACUCAACUCCACCUCUCACCCCAAUUCAAUUCGAUGUGCUCAAUUCCUCUCUCUCUCUUUCCCUCUAUAUUUCUCUCAAAAUUAACAACAAUAGAGCAGCCAUGGCGGCCCCUUACCACGAGGCGUCCCUCUCCUCCCCUCCGCCGCCGCCCUCCGCCGCGGCCGCCGCACCCCCGUCCAACAAGUGGGGCCCCUACUCCGGUGCGGGCGAUUUCGGGACCAGCAUGCUCAUCAUCCUCGCCGCUCUCUUCGUUGCCCUCUUCCUCGCCGCCACCCUCGCCGCCGCCAUCCGCUUCCUCUUCUGCGCCGCCGCCCGCCGCCGCCCUUCGCCGGCGGACCCCGAGAAGCAGGUGGCGCGGCCUCCCGCAGCGGAGGCGGAGGGGACGACGCUGGUGUUCUCGGCGGGCACGAGGCUGGCCAGGGCGGAGGCGGAGUGCGCCAUCUGCCUCGCCGAGUUCGUCGAGGGGGACGGACUGAGGGUCUUGGCGCCGUGUAACCACGGGUUCCAUGUCCGCUGCAUCGAGCGGUGGCUGGCCGCACGGAGCACCUGUCCGACAUGCCGCUCCAGCUGCCACGUGGCAGUGGGACCCGAGAGGAAGAGCCCAGCGAUGGAAGAAGGCGGAGCAGGUUAGGUCAUGUGAUAUAUGUGCGCGUUUUGUACCGGACAAGUUACCGCAGAUUGAGGAUCUUAGGAGAAGUAUCAGCAAAUCUGACGGUACUGAGGUUGUAGUGCGAAUCUUAAGGUCUGGCUGUAUUGGCAUGAUGUACUGUACAAUUUUUAUUUUUUAUUUUUUAAGUUCUGUUUCA